Molecule: messenger RNA, 7631 nt
Organism: Myxocyprinus asiaticus (Chinese sucker)
Lineage: Eukaryota; Metazoa; Chordata; Actinopteri; Cypriniformes; Catostomidae
Product: ras-related protein Rab-4B-like
Exons: 8
Coding region: 160-801 (213 amino acids)
Biological process (GO): Rab protein signal transduction; regulation of endocytosis
Cellular component (GO): endosome
Molecular function (GO): GTP binding; GTPase activity
Source: RefSeq, a predicted model, not a curated record
UUGUAAAACAGGAAACAGAGGCGGAAGCAGCAACAGCAGUUAGCUUGUGGAAUUCCAACCAUCAAUAGACAGAGAAACAAAACCACAGCAAAGCCCAUAUCUGAGGGAGAAGAACGAGUAUCCAUUAGCCGGUUGAGUGGUUUCAUCGGUGGGAGCGACAUGUCAGAGACCUACGAUUUCCUGUUUAAGUUCCUGGUGAUUGGCAGCGCUGGGACUGGGAAAUCAUGCCUCCUUCACCAGUUCAUAGAGAACAAGUUCAAACAGGACUCCAACCACACCAUCGGUGUUGAGUUUGGCUCCAGGGUUGUCAACGUUGGUGGCAAAACAGUCAAACUGCAGAUCUGGGACACGGCUGGACAGGAACGUUUUAGGUCAGUGACCCGCAGUUAUUACCGUGGAGCAGCGGGGGCUCUUCUAGCUUAUGACAUCACAAGUCGGGAGACCUACAAUGCUCUGACUAACUGGCUGACAGACGCACGGACACUGGCCAGCCCCAACAUCGUCAUCAUCCUGUGCGGAAAUAAGAAGGAUCUAGAUGCGGACCGUGAGGUCACCUUCCUGGAGGCUUCUCGCUUUGCCCAGGAGAACGAGCUGAUGUUUAUGGAGACGAGUGCUUUGACUGGAGAGAACGUAGAGGAAGCCUUUCUUAAAUGUGCUCGCACCAUCCUCAACAAGAUUGAAUCAGGUGAGUUGGACCCGGAGCGGAUGGGUUCUGGGAUCCAGUAUGGCGAUGCGUCCCUGAGGAACAUCAGACAGCCCAGGGGCUCUGCUGCACAGACCAAGCAGCAGUGUAACUGCUAGGGUCCUGGAUGCCCUGACUGCUACCUGAUAACAGACCUUUUACACUCAACCUCCCCCCCUCAGUUCCGGGUGUCUCUGGGUAUGCACGCCCUCUUAACCCCAUUCCCCAAAUGUGACACUCCACACCCAGACACAUCUGGAUCAUUUCUUAAGAAGUCUAUCUGCAACUUUUGACCUCUGACAUCGGACAUAAAGCUGUUCGCCAAGGACACUUCUCCGGGCCCCUCUAUACUGGGCUGGAAGGCGUCUAGAGAGGGCCACGGACAGUAGAGGUGAAUCCUGACCUGACUGAGAGACCGUGUGUGUUUUUAACUUAUCCUGUGAUUCUCAUGCACACAUGAAGUUUUGUAAAGUCAACAGCCAUCAACUAGACUUCACUGGACUAGGAUAAACCAUUCAGCGCAAGCAGUGGAUAAAACAUUCCAUAGGUUUUAAAAACUAAAUAUUGUUGAAUCAUUUCAUACAUUGUGACAUAUCUGUCCUUUGCUGGUGUUAAAAGGGUAGUUCAACCAAAAAUAAAAAUUCUGUCAUGAAUCACCUAAGAUCCAUGUGACUGAAUUCCAUAGAACACAAAAGAUGUUGGGCAGUAUGCUAGGCUCUGUCACCAUUCACUGUCAUUACAUCAUUUCACCAUACAAUAAAAGUGAAUGGUGGCUGAGGUGAACAUUCUGCUUAACAUCUCCUUUUGUGUUUCACAGAGGAGAGAAAGUUUUGUGUUUGAAACAGCAUAAGAGUGACAAUAAAUAAUGACACAAUUUUCAUUUUUGAGUGAAUGAUCCUUUGAAGUUGAAUGUCCCAUUUAUGGUUUUGUAAAAGUGACAAAUGAUGAAACAAUUGAGCACGUCAUUGGUCAUCCAUGCAGGUUAGGUGGUCAGCUGUUAGCACAGGCUAAAAAAUAUAUAUACAUAUAUAUAUGUAUAUAUAUAUAUAUAUAUAUAUAAAUGUUGAGAUCCAAACAUUGACUUUUGGUGAGAAAUCAAAGCUGUUUAAAGCCCUUUGCUGUACACUCAUAUAAUCUGUUCUUGGUUCGAGGAAAAAAGAGAAACAUCUGUUCAGACCUUGUCAUUCAGUCAGCACUAUCUGGUGCUUAUCGGAUGUUUACUGCUGCCCUGCUCUGGCUUGGGUUGGAGGUUAUCAUGAAACUAAACCUCAGCCAUCCUCUGCAUGGACCUGCUUCUCUAAUGUCUGCUGGCUAAAUCAUUUAUUGACAUUUAUAACAGCAAAUCUACUGAAUUCUAUUCAUAAGGAAUAAUGUGAUUUUUAGUUUUUUUUUUUUUUUUUUUUACAUUUACACCUACCUGGUUUAACAUUUUACUUGUUCAAAAUUUCUUUAAUGCCCCUAAAAAAUAAUAUAAAUUAUAUAUUUGAUCUGAUUAAAACUUAUAUGUAGAUCUUUGUUCAGAUUUUGGGUGAAUCUCACGAAAAUAGUCGGGUGAUAUUUCACGGCAAAAAUCAAAAGACAAAAUAUGAACAUUAUAUUUUGCAUAAAGAAAAUGAAGUCGUUUUAAAGACCAUUAAGAUUUUCUUUCAUAAUGGUAACAUUUCCUCAGUUCUCAGUAGCCUACUGGAGUGUGAAAAAAAUCUCAUUCUCAUUACUGUAAUGUGAAAAAAUAAUUUGUAUUAUUAUUUAAAUGGUAAAAUUAUACAUCAUACUGGUAUUUGUUGUGCUGAAUUUAAUUUAUGCUUAUUUCAAUUAAAAAUAAAUAAAUCACAUUACAGUAAUGAGUGAUUUAUUUAUUUUCCCACAUUAAAGUAAUUUGAAUUUGGAUGGAACGUGUGAUUGUCUUGAAAAUAAUGUCACAAUGUAGAAAAUAUGAAUAGUCUUAAAAGUAGGCUUAAUUUUCUUCUAGCAAAAUUGUGUGAAUGCAUAUUCGGGGAGAGAAAUGAUCUGGUCCAGAAAUGCCCAGGUCAUCUUUCACGCCAUAAUUAAAAAUAAAUAAAAAUAUGAACAUUAUAUUUUGUAUAAAGAAUUAAGCCUUUUUGUUUUAAAACACCAUUAAAGGGAAAUGAAAAUUCUCUCAUCAUUUACUCACCCUCAUGCCAUCCCAGAAGUGUAUUACUGUCUUCUGCAGAACAAAAGCAAAGAUUUUUAGAAGAAGUAGGUCCAUACAAUGGCAAGUGAAUAGUGACCAGAACUUUAAAGGUCCAAAAGGGACAUAAAGACAGCAUAAAAGUAAUCCAUAAGACUCCAGUGGUUAAAUCCAUGCCUUCAGAAGCGAUAUGAUAGGUGUGGGUGUGGGUCCUUUUGUACUGAAAAUCUACACUUUCACUCUCACAUUCUGGUGUGGAAGUGACUUUUACUUUCAUAUUCAGCCACAUACUGGUCGGGGUUGGUCAAAUGUGGAGAUUGAUAGGACUUAAAUAUUGAUCUGUUUAUUACCCUCACCUAUCAUAUCACUUCUAAAGAUAUGGAUUUAACCACGGGAUUACUUUAUGCUGCCUUUAGAUCCUUUCUGGUCACCAUUCACUUGCAUUGUGAGGACCAACAGAGCUGACAUAUUCUCCUACAAAUCUUAAUUUGUGUUCUGCAGACGUCAGUCAGUCAUACAUAUCUGAGAUGGCAUGAGGGUGAGUAAAUUAUGAGAGAAUUUUCAUUUUUGGAUGAACUGUUCCUUUAAGAAUUUCUUGUAUUGUGAAAUUAUUAUUGUGACAAUCAAGCACAUUUAAAGCCCCCUUAUCCAGUUCUCAGUAGCCAAAUGUAGUGUAAAGAAAUGUCAUAUUAGCGUAAUAAUAUUGAAAUUAAAGCUGGUGUCGUAACAGUUAUCACAAUACAGAAUGGACGACUUAUAUAUAUAUAUAUAUAUAUAUAUAUAUAUACAGGUGCAUCUCAAUAAAUUAGAAUGUCAUGAAAAAGUUCAUUUAUUUCAGUAAUUCAACUCAAAUUGUGAAACUCGUGUAUUAAAUAAAUUCAAUGCACACAGACUGAAGUAGUUUAAGUCUUUGGUUCUUUUAAUUGUGAUGAUUUUGGCUCACAUUUAACAAAAACCCACCAAUUCACUAUCUCAAAAAAUUAGAAUAUGGUGACAUGCCAAUCAGCUAAUCAACUCAAAACACCUGCAAAGGUUUCCUGAGUCUUCAAAAUGGUCUCUCAGUUUGGUUCACUAGGCUACACAAUCAUGGGGAAGACUGCUGAUCUGACAGUUGUCCAGAAGACAAUCAUUGACACCCUUCACAAGGAGGGUAAGCCACAAACAUUCAUUGCCAAAGAAGCUGGCUGUUCACAGAGUGCUGUAUCCAAGCAUGUUAACAGAAAGUUGAGUGGAAGGAAAAAGUGUGAAGAAAAAGAUGCACAACCAACCGAGAGAACCGCAGCCUUAUGAGGAUUGUCAAGCAAAAUCGAUUCAAGAAUUUGGAUGAACUUCACAAGGAAUGGACUGAGGCUGGGGUCAAGGCAUCAAGAGCCACCACACACAGACGUGUCAAGAAAUUUGGCUACAGUUGUCGUAUUCCUCUUGUUAAGCCACUCCUGAACCACAGACAACGUCAGAGGCGUCUUACCUGGGCUAAGGAGAAGAAGAACUAGACUGUUGCCCAGUGUUCCAAAGUCCUCUUUUCAGAUGAGAGCAAGUUUUGUAUUUCAUUUGGAAACCAAGGUCCUAGAGUCUGGAGGAAGGGUGGAGAAGCUCAUAGCCCAAGUUGCUUGAGGUCCAGUGUUAAGUUUCCACAGUCUGUGAUGAUUUGGGGUGCAAUGUCAUCUGCUGGUGUUGGUCCAUUGUGUUUUUUGAAAACCAAAGUCACUGCACCCGUUUACCAAGAAAUUUUGGAGCACUUCAGGCUUCCUUCUGCUGACCAGCUUUUUAAAGAUGCUGAUUUCAUUUUCCAGCAGGAUUUGGCACCUGCCCACACUGCCAAAAGCACCAAAAGUUGGUUAAAUGACCAUGGUGUUGGUGUGCUUGACUGGCCAGCAAACUCACCAGACCUGAACCCCAUAGAGAAUCUAUGGGGUAUUGUCAAGAGGAAAAUGAGAAACAAGAGACCAAAAAAUGCAGAUGAGCUGAAGGCCACUGUCAAAGAAACCUGGGCUUCCAUACCACCUCAGCAGUGCCACAAACUGAUCACCUCCAUGCCACGCCGAAUUGAGGCAGUAAUUAAAGCAAAAGGAGCCCCUACCAAGUAUUGAGUACAUAUACAGUAAAUGAACAUACUUUCCAGAAGGCCAACAAUUCACUAAAAAUGUUUUUUUUAUUGGUCUUAUGAUGUAUUCUAAUUUUUUGAGAUAGUGAAUUGGUGGGUUUUUGUUAAAUGUGAGCAAAAAUCAUCACAAUUAAAAGAACCAAAGACUUAAACUACUUCAGUCUGUGUGCAUUGAAUUUAUUUAAUACACGAGUUUCACAAUUUGAGUUGAAUUACUGAAAUAAAUGAACUUUUCCACGACAUUCUAAUUUAUUGAGAUGCACCUGUAUAUAACAUUGGCAGUAAAAUAUGAACUGGACAUUUCUAAGUAAGAUUUACUUUUUUACAGCAUAUUAAGAGUCAUUUAAAAGUGGUUACCACAAGGUAUUUUGUAACAAUUUGAAAAUAAUUCCUUGCAGCAACCAGAUCUGCUUGACUACUGCAAUGUAGUCCUGAAAUAGGUUCAGAUUGCAGUCAUAUUUUAGGUUAAGUUGUUUGUUGUUUCCUCUGGUUUCCCGUGACAGGGUGAUGGCCUGUGCAGUGCCCUGUUCCUUAUGCUCUUUACUCAGUGAUAUCAUCAUUAUGCACCACGGACAGACCUGUUACGCUCUGUGUUUUAAAAUGUCGUCUAUGCGAUGUGUGGUUUCCCUUUUUCUUUUCUUCAAGUGCACUUUUUUGACUGUUAUAUACUGUACCUAUAGAAUUGUAAAAUUUAUAGUAAUUUAAUUACAUUAAAUGAAAGAAUAUUAUUUGAGGAGUGAUCAUUCCUUACAGAAGAACAACUGAGACUAGUCCGACACAGUUUCAGGGGUAGUGGAGUUUUCUGUUAUAGUCAUAAAUGCGACAAGUUUUCUCCAGCACAAAGCACAGCCUUAACUGACUAACCAUGAUUGUUACAGCGAUUCGAGAGUCGCGUUUGAUCAUAGCUGCUUCAUGCUCUCAAUGUUGUCCAAGCUCUUUUAAUAUGCACCUAAACUGUGACUUCAGUUUUACUUUUUGUCCAAACACGAUCACUUGGACUCCAGGUUAAGCUCUGCACUGCAUAUGUUGUCGUUUUUAGCAGAAAGUAAUUUCAGUUUUGCACUUCCAGUGGAAUUCAGUGUGUCAUUUUAAAGAUUAAGGAUUAUAAUUAAAGUUGUUUUUUUAUGUUAUGUGGAUAUGUCUUUGUAUUGUCUCUGUAGGAGAAGUGUGACAGAGCAACUUGCUUUUUCAGCUUUUUCUUCUUUAACAACUUCUGUUAAUUCAAAAGAGACACUACUUCUUUUUUUUUUUUUUUUUUUUGGAAUCCAAUUAUCUCCCUUUCUGAAGUGGCAAAUACAGCAAACCCUAACAAACUCCAGCAGACUUGACAUUCACAGAGGAACAAAAUACUCUUUUUUUUUUUCAUAGUUACUGAGCCCAGCAGUUUGCAGUCUAAUUAGGUGUUUGCAAAGGCAACCAACACGGUUACUACUGCUCAUAGUUUCUGUUUUUCAAACUCUGUUCAACUGUACGUUUGAAACUUCGGUGCAUCACUAGUCCUGUACCGUUUGUGCUAUGGACAUGAACGAGCUUAAAAUUUGAGGGUAACAAAGAAAUGCCCAUGACAUAUUCCACCCAAAAAUCAAAAUGAACACAUUUGCAUAAGACAAAAAUGUCUGUUUUAUGACUAUUGGGAAUUCUUUGCAUUGUGACAUACAGUAUUAACAUGUUAAUGAAGCACUUUUCUGCCAAAAUCUCAAAUGGGCUGUUUCUACAAUUCGGUUACUUUUUGACUUGAAAAUGAAAUAUACUUUUAUAGGUAGCUUUGUUUAAUCAUUAAAGGGACAUGUUAAAAAUGUUAUAAAUCAUACAGGUCAAACUAAAUAACAAAAUCAGAUGUCCACUGGGUUACAUGGGCAGGGUCAGAGUGGAAGAUAACAGGGUGGACAUUCAGAGAUUUUCAAUUGAUAUAUUUGUAAGCUUAUAAUGAUGAUUUUAUUUCUGUUAACAUAAAUAUAUUGAAAUUUCAAAAUCUUUCCAUAACAGGGUGGACUUGUUAUGCUUGACUGAAUUUGACCUAACAUCACAAAAUAAAGGAAAACAUUAAUAAAACAAUAGUUAUAUACUUUAACUCCAACAUUAUUUUGUUGAAUGGCUGAUGUCCACCUACAAAGUGUGACGACAUUUCAUAACAUAGAUCUUCAACUAAAGGUCACAGUAUCAUGACAUAACAGGCACAAACACCACAUCCUCUACUGUUAGUGUUAAAAUGACACAUUUAACACAAAAGAAUACAUGCUAUUGAGAGAACGUAAUACUACUGAACACUUGAUUGUGUGGAGAAAAAAAUGACAAAUGUGAUAAUUUAGCACUUUUUGUUUUCAAAGACAUUUAAGAUACAGCUCUACGGAAAUAAGGAAAUGACAGUAGUGCAAUAAAUGAAAAUGAGUUCUAUUAUUUAAAAUUUGUCUUUUAGGUCCACAGCUGAUUAUAACAUACACAUUAUCUUUGUAACAAGCCAUUUGAAAUACCAUAACUUGUACUGGGGAGUUAAAUAGUCAUAAAAUUGUUGGAAUGACCCCAAUACUGCAGUGCGAGAAAAAAAUCGAAUUCUCAUUUCUGUUUUACUGUAAUUAAAAUAAUUCUGUCCAGACACAAAGGAAUAUUCUGGGUUCAAUACAAGUUAAGCUCAAUCAACAGCAUUUGUGGCAUAAUGCUGAUUACCACAAAAAUUGAUUUCGACUCGUCCCUCCUUU